Molecule: messenger RNA, 5386 nt
Organism: Ahaetulla prasina
Lineage: Eukaryota; Metazoa; Chordata; Lepidosauria; Squamata; Colubridae
Gene: MLIP
Product: muscular LMNA interacting protein
Exons: 14
Coding region: 1276-3804 (842 amino acids)
Biological process (GO): negative regulation of transcription by RNA polymerase II
Cellular component (GO): PML body; nuclear envelope; sarcolemma
Molecular function (GO): transcription corepressor activity; lamin binding
Source: RefSeq, a predicted model, not a curated record
CUGAACCUGAAGGAGGGGUCAAAUGUAUCAUUAGUCACAAAUCUCUUUGUGCCCACAAGAGAUCUAAGUCCACCCCUUCUUGAAUUCCAUUGACCCUUAUCUACCCCCAAUUUAUUUGGACCAUUAGUAAUUCAGAUUCUUGUAGAGCAGGGGUCUCCAACCCCCAGUAUGUGGACUGGUACUGAUCAGCCGCAAUACCAGAAACUGGUUCACCCAAACAAGCAAAGCCCCAUCUGUGAGAUGCAGGCAUCAUAUGAAACCACGCCCACACUGGUCUGUGGAAAAACCUCUCUCCACAGAACUUGUCCCUGGUGCCCAAAAGGUUGGGGAUCACUGUUGUAGAGAGCUUAAGCCUGCAAUAAACCUUUAUGCCAUUUGAACAGCCUGGAUCUUCUGAUUUCCCUGAUACUUGACAUAUACAUUGCAUCUAUCUACACAUCUCCAUCAACCCUAAGAGGUAAUUCUCACACAUUAGAGAAAUACUUAUAAAUUCUUAUGUACGUUACAGAGUCCUUUGUCCUCAACAAGAAUAAUCAUCAAGGUCAGGAAGCUGAUUUUUUUUAUGAGCAAGUCUUAGUCAUUUUCAGUUUAGUCCUUUGGACUUUUUGGCUUAGUAUUCACCAACCCAUAAGAAAACUUUUUCCAGGAAUGAGUAUACUCAUUGUUCUCAAAUGCAAUAUAUUUUAUAUUAAGAUGACAUAUCGUUUAAUGCUAUACUGGUUUAAUGAGCAAAAUCCACUAACAUCUCUUGACUGAAGAAAGCAGCCUCAUUGUUUCAACAAUGGCACAUUUUACCAGCAGGAAAGUUGUACAAAGAGAACAUUUAUGUUCCAGAUGCUUCUUGUGCCCACAUAAGCUGCCUACUCUCCAAAUAUCCCAAUAAAGGAAUUUCACUUGUGACUGGAAUAAGCAUUGUUUCUUUAAAACCUGGUCCCCACAUCGGCUUUGCAUAGUAGACAUCUGGGAGUUCCUGAUCUCCAGAUGUGAUGUGGAGAAAAGAGCAGGAACCAGAAGGAAUUGCUUGACAGAGAACAGGUUCCUUUGGAAUCUGGAUUUCUUAAGUUCACUUUUGUGCCCUCCCUCGGACGACUGCCAACUCAAUGCUACCUUGCUGGCUGCACAACAUCCUGUAAUGAAGUAAUUGCUGAAACAAAGGAAGUGGAGAAGCCAUCUGCCAUAGGAAGUGGAAACAAGGGAACUGGUGAAGCUGCCAGCUGCCUCAAGGAUAAGCACAGACUUUUCAAAUUCCAAGAAGACAAGGCAAAGGGAGGGAGAAUGGAUGGGAAGGAUCUUUUCAAAGCUGAGUUCGUUCUCAUCACCGACUCAGAUGAAGAUACACAGGCUAUUUUAGGCAACGGCUACGGACGUGAAAGCUCCAAGGGUUUAGCUGCGUUCCAUGUGUCCAGUGGUGAUGAGUGCAAAGGACAGGAGAAUGUGCCUCAGAUGCCACAACACACUGACCUUCCCUGCAGUUCAGCCAGUUCACAGAAACCCCCUCAGUUAACUUCUCCUCUGUGUGCUUCUGAUCAUCUUUCCCAUAAGUCACCUGCUGCUCCUUCACUUUCUCCAACUAAUCUGAAAGUACAACAUGGACUGGCCAUUCCAGGCCAUCAGGCUUCUUCUCAGCAAGAAUCUCAUAGCCAGUGGCGGUCUGCCAAUGGAUCCUGCAUCCACCAGACAUCCACGUAUUUCCAGUCUACUACUUCUUCCAGUUUAACUUCCUCCACACCAAAAAUACUUCCUUCCUCAUUUGAGAGCCCUGUAGAUCAUGAUCAGUUACCCCACAAUGUUCAAAGUCACAAAUCCGAAAAGGAACCCACCUCUUUGUCACUGCCAUUAAGCAAGGAUCCCUGUCCUCCUUCUCGGGUUGUCACUUCAGCAGAUGCUCUUCAGGGAGCAUCACCUCAGGCUUAUUCUCCAAUUCCUCCCAAGAAACUGGUCCCCUGGCCUCAGGUUCCCAUUCAUAUUACAACACACGUCUUAUCACCAAGUCCCACCCAACUACCACCUUCUCUACACGGAUCCUCCUCAAAUAUAUAUAAUGUAAACAGCCACUGUAGCCCACCAGUGUCUAGAGUUAAAUCUCCUCUUCCAACUAGGCUUUCUCUUUUGACUGCUAUUCUGAAGUCGGGCUCUUCUCCAAAAAGGCCAUUUUCUCCCGCGUCCUGUCCUGCCACUUUUUCUCCCAUUUCCUUAGAUUCUUCAACUCUGGCAACUGAGCAGAAAUUUAAAACUACCCCUCCCACUCCCAAGAAAGCUGCUUCACAGUUUUCUAUCUUCAGGUCCGAUUCCCCAUACCAAGAUGGAGGUCACUAUUCAGGGCUUUCUAAUGCACCAAGGAACAGGAUGGUUUCCUCAAGGUCCAGUCCUACCCUUCAAACUUGGACUCUGUCCCCUAGAAGGACGCUUGAUACUGGGGCACGUUCCCCUGACAAACUGCGUCCUUUGUCACCCACAAUUUCCUCCUACAGGAAAACAGUUGUCUCUCCUCUGUUAAAACCCAAACUGACCGGUUUUUCCUUACCUCCCCAUGUUUUGAGGCAAAGGGUCUUCAAAACACGAGAGCCAGAGAAGUCUACGAAAGUACGCACCUGCUCUCCCACUUUCACUGCCAAGCCCCAUCCGGCGCCAACCCUUGCAGUCAACCGAAGGGCCACAGUCUCACCCACAGCACAAAAACUGUCUUACUCUCCAGCUCGUGUGCAUUCUAGUAAUCAGCCUAAAGAACACUUGCUACAUGUCUCUGCAAAGGACCGAGGUACAAAUUUAUCAACUCAUUGGCCUUUUUAUCACCAAGACUCGCCAUCAUCUAUUCCUCCAGGCUGUAACAUCUACUCCCCUUUGCUUCAGACAAAUGCAUCAUCCCCUCUUCAUUCAAACUUCAGAACUUGUUCGCCCUGCUCAAGACACAAGUCCCCAGCGAUAACACCACAUGGAUCCCUGGCCAGAAAGCAUUCUCCUUGCCCGCAGUUGUCAAGAUCAAGGGAGACUAACUCACCGCUGUCCUUUUCCUUGCCUUCUGGUUAUGAGAAUAAGACUCCUCAGUCAUACAAGAUCAAUGCAAGCUACAAGACAUUUGCAGCCAUCCCGACAAACACACUGCUUCUAGAACAGAAGGCGCUCGAUGAACAAACCAAAGCAGAACUAGAAGUUGAUGACAGAACUCUGGAUACCCAUUCAGAGAUGUGCUCGCCUGCCCAACUCAGGCAACAAACGGAAGAACUUUGUGCUGCUAUUGAUGAAGUCUUGCAAGAGCCCUCAGCCAGGCGCCAAUGUAAUUCCUCUCCAGGCUCCUUGAAGAGCAUACUCGAUUCAAAUACGGGCAAAAUGUCUACUCUUCCACAGAGGCCAGCUGGUCGGGAAACCAAAUAUGCCAACCUCUACUUAAUGGCUCCUGCAGUGACUGAGACACAUAAGAUGUAUAUCCCGCCUUUCCUCCAGGAGCUGAAGGAGGCAUACCUCCAACAACCCUGUGAGACAAAGCCUGGGGUAAUCCGACCAACGACUGUAAAAGCAAAAAUAAUAAUUAAAGAAGAAGAAGAGCCUGUCCAGCCAAACCCAUUCAGAAAAUAUUUGGAAGAAAGAAGUGAUCUUCAGACCGAACAGACCACUCAUCCAAUUGUGCCUAUUCCUGAAAAUGAAGCACUCAGUUCUAAAGAGCUUUCCUCAGUCAGAAGAAAAGACAAACCACCCUACCAAGAAGACUUUAGUGAAGGAAAUUUUCUAGACACUGAAAGUCCACACCAAAGAGGUCACUCUCCAUUCAGUGGAAACUCAAGAAAUAAUUUUGCAAAUCUCAGCUAAGGUAUAGCCAUAAAGAUCUGACAUCUAUAUAUGCCAGCAGCUACUACUUCUUGUGGCCCUGGGAUAGUUUUUAGGCUUUGGAAUCACUGUGCCUUAAAUACCAGCUGCUCUAGUGAAAGUACUGUAUCUCCAUAGUUGUAAGCCUCCGAAAUGCACCCAGCUGGCAAUUCGGUAACAACGCAUGUGGGAUGUGACUCGAUCCAAUAAUAGAUGUUAAUAACGUUGUUGUUAUGAAUUUCUAAUAACGCUUGGGAUCUUUUGGAGCCCUGCUCAAAUGAAAGAAAGUGUUAGAGACUGUCAUUUUGCUUUUUAACAUUUUAGAUUUUUUUUUAAAAAAAAUACCAAGGUAAUGUUAAGUAUUUCUUGAAUGUUAUACAUAUUUCAUGUUUUAAAUGCUGCAAGCCCAGUAAAAUAGGUAAUGUGGAGGGUGCAAAAAGAAAUGCCUAUGAAGACAUAACACUGGUGAACCUGAAUUCUAUAACAGUUCACAACUGGAUUAUAAAGACUGAGUUCAGCCUUCUCUAAAAGACUGUCAUAACCAUCAUAAACCUGCUGCAUGCAUCAUGCUUAGCACUUGUUUGCUUUAAUUGCAGUUUGGCUAAUUUGCAAGAAACAAGUUAGAAUCGGUUGCUGGGUGAGCAAAUUAUUCUUGUGCCACCUGGCCAAAUUCCUGUCUUAUUUUAUCUUUUUUUUAGCAAUUUUUGCUUUACACCCUAAUCCUAAACACCUUUCAUGGGAAGGUUCCUUGAUGCUCUCUGAGCUUAGCUGUUUUCCUGCAGACAUUUAUUACCCAAGCCAGGUAACAUCAUGAGUGCUAAUAAGGAGUGCGGUUUAUUUAUUUUAUUUUAUUUAUUUAUUUAUUUGAUUUCUAUACCGCCCUUCUCCCAAAGGACUCAGGGCGGUUUCCAGCCAGAUAAAACACAGUUAUACAUAUAAUAUAAAAUUUAAAAAAUAUAUUAAAAAACUAAUUCAAUUUGGCCGAAUUUAAAACUUAAAAACAAAAAUAAAACUAUGAUAAACCCCUAUUAAAAUUACUAAUUAUUUCAAGCCAGUCCUGCGCGGUAGAAUAAAUACGUCUUCAACUCGUGACAAAAGGUCCGGAGGUCAGAAAGUUGUCAUAAUCCUGGAGGAAGCUCAUUCCAGAGGGCAGGUGCCCCCACAGAGAAGGCCCUCCCCCUGGGGGUCGCCAGUCGACAUUGUUUGACUGACAGCACCCUGAGGAGGCCUUCCCUAUGGAAGCGCACAGGUUGAUGGGAGGCUAUAAGUGGCAGCAGGUGGUCCUCUCUCUCACUCCUUACUAGCACUGAUUAUGUUAUGUUACCUGCUUCAGUACUGUUGAAACUCUGAAUGGUCACUAAACAAAUGGUUGCAAAUGGACAACUAUCUUUAUUUUCUACUUUAGUUUAAUCACCAUUUUUAUUUUAGUUACAUUCAAACUGUUUAAUAUAUGACCCGGCAGCUUAAAAAAUAUUUCAUGCAUGCAUGUUUACUAUGUAUUAAGACCGAAUUUUCACAGUCAUUCGCUCUAAAACCCAAUUCCAUAAAAGGCCUAUGUUUUAAGACUUAAAGAGGAUGUUUUCCU